AGCAGCUGAGGGAUUCGCACUUGCGCUCGACUGCAUCUGUCACACAUGUCGUCGAUUGAUGAAGAUGGGCAAGAUCUGACGACUUCAGCCUUGGAUGCCGCCGGUGACGGAGCUGAUCCCGACCCCUACCUGCUGAAGGACGCGUCCUACCUGGUGCGUGACACCAAGUGGAAGAACAAACAGCGGACGCUGGUCUUCUCGUCACGGGGCAUCACGCACCGGUACCGGCAUCUCAUGGAGGACCUCAAAAGGCUCAUGCCGCACUCGAAAAGCGAGGUGGGCAAAGACACACACACAGACAGAGGCUCAUGUAAGUACAUGCAUGAAGCUUGGAUGAAUGAAUGGAUCAUUCAUGAGGCGAGUGAUAGUGUUGUGUGUGUGUGGUGUGUGUCUGUGUGUCUGUGUGUGUUGUGUUGACGCAGGCCAAGUGGGAGAAGAAGCAGACAUUGAGGGACGUCAACGAGCUGUGCGAACUGAAAUCGUAGGCGACACCUAACAGUACAGCACACCCGAGAUGUGUGCAACCCGGCUGAGGUGGUUCUUGUCAGGUGCAACAACUGUGUGUUCCUGGAGGUGCGCAAGGGCCGCGAGCUGUACAUGUGGGUCAGCAGAGUGCCUGACGGACCCUCGGCCAAAUUCCAAAUACUCAACGGUACUCGCCAAGCACACGUAGACGCCUUCUUUCUGUCCCUCGCGAGUGCAUGCACUAAGUGGCGCGUGUAUGUGAUGCUUCCGUGCAUUCAGUUCACACGCUUGGCGAGCUCAAGAUGACGGGCAACUGUCUGCUUCAUUCGCGGCCGCUGCUGUCGUUCGACCACCACUUCGACACUCUCCCGCCCCUCGCCCUGCUGAGGGAACUCUUCGCGCAGGUGGAGAAGUGGACAGACAGACAGACAGACAUGCCUCCCUCGUUCAACACAAAACUUGGUACAUGUGUCAUGUGGUAUGUCGUAUGUGCGCCCUUUGGCCACUCAGGUGUUCGGCACUCCGCGUAAUCACCCCAAAUCCAAGCCCUUUUUCGACCACGUGAUGGCCUUCUCCUUCCACGAUAAUAAGAUAUGGUUCAGACACUACCAGGUGGGUGGCUAAUCGCGCACUAGGUAGGGAGGAGGGGAGGUGGGCGUGAAGUGAAUCAAUGGAUCGAUGGGCGCUUGUGUUGUCGUGCUGUGAUGGAUGGAUGCCAUGUAUUCGUUGUGGUCUGACAGAUUGCCCCGAUGACUGAAGACGACAGGGAAGACCCUGACCGCACCGUCCUCACAGAGAUAGGUGGGCAAGAGGGGGAUUCAAUGCACACACGAACGCACACAGACAGACAGGCAGGCAGGGAGGAGGCAAGGUGGAGAGGAGUUUUUCAAUGUUCUGGUUUGUGUUGUCACAUGACCACUGGCUGUCUCCCUUGUUUGCUUAGGUCCCCGUUUUGUGAUGGAUCCAAUUCGCAUAUUCGGCGGCAGCUUCGGCGGCUCCACGCUCUGGCAGAACCCACACUACGUCUCGCCGAUCGAGGUCAGUAUACACACACGCAUUGCAUGGCAUGCAGAUAGAUGCAAUCAAGGCAUGCGUUUGUUUCGCGUAUGUGUGUGUGUCAUGCUACACCAGAUCCGCAGGAGGCUCCAUGCCAAGUACGGCAAGAGUUAUGCCGGCAGGCUUCUCGCAAAGGAACACAGAGAGGUACCCAUCGCAUCACAUCACACCAAUCGGGAGAGGAGGCAGCAAAGGUCGCUUGGUGUGCACACAUGCAUUGAUUCCUGUGUGGGGUGGAUGGGAUGGGUGUAUGGCUGCAGGAUGUGGAGCGGGCGGCCGAGAUGGAAGAGGAUGAGCUGGACCAAAUGUUCGAUUGACUGACUGAUGCGCGGCAUGCAUGGAAGGAAGGAUGCAAUCUUUUCUCACUCACUUCACUCGUUCGUUACCCAACGAACAAACAGGUGUAGAUAUCUCUGUCCGGAUACAUUCGUCGGUGCGUGAACGAGUCGACUGUUUCCUUCAAGACAGUGUCUGCUGUGAGGCUGACUGUGUGUCGCAUGUCAAAUGCGCUCGGUCGGUCCAGUGAUUGCAUUGAUCGGUUCGUUCGGGUGUCCGUCCAUUCACAAAC
This is a messenger RNA of Vitrella brassicaformis, 2089 nucleotides long. NCBI's taxonomy places the organism in Eukaryota, Vitrellaceae. The record is from the annotation of a GenBank genome assembly.